Capsicum annuum is the source of this 2419-nucleotide messenger RNA. RefSeq lists its product as uncharacterized. The transcript has 2 exons. Lineage: Eukaryota; Viridiplantae; Streptophyta; Magnoliopsida; Solanales; Solanaceae. Gene Ontology annotation, molecular function: protein binding. The record is from RefSeq and is a predicted model, not a curated record. Gene Ontology annotation, biological process: cell surface receptor signaling pathway. The coding region runs from base 395 to 2287 and encodes 630 amino acids.
CAUUCCAUAUUGAAACAAAAAUAGAAGCUACUAGGAAUAUUGUACUCGCAAAACCCAAGUCAAAAGUCUUGUGUCUUUGUGCGUACAACAAAAUAAAAAUUACAUCAAAGACCCACUUUAUUACAGCUUUUUAGCCAUUGAAUUUGGAUCAUUUCUUGGUUUUUGUCAUCAUGAUACUCAAGUGAGCUAAAAUAAAGACUCCAUUUUGAAAUUCUGAUCUACGAUUUUACACCAAAAAAAGAGCAAGAAUUCCUCAUCUAGAGCAAAUCAUUUGUUGACCCAAUCAUAAAUAUAUUGAAUGAAGGUCUUAACUUGCCUACUCUCACACACCGGGCGAAGCUAGGUGAAUUCAAGAGAUACAAAUUCCAGGUGUGACCUUGCCAUUGCCUAGUUGAUGGCAGACAUAGUGAAGCAAAUCCUAGCAAAGCCAAUCCAAUUAGUUGACCAGGUGAUUCAAGCAGCUGAUGAGGCAAUUGCAUUCAAGCAAGAUUGUGCUGACCUCAAGUCCAAGACAAAGAAGCUGGCUCUGCUGCUUCUUCGUACAGCACAAGCCAGCAAUGACCUUUAUGAACGGCCCACUAGGCGAAUCAUUGUUGACACUGAACAAGCCUUGGAAAAAGCUCUAUCCGUUGUUAGCAAAUGCCGCCGCCCUACAGUAAUGAAGCGCAUAUUAUUCAUCAUCCCUGCUGCAGAUUUCCGUAACUCUUCUUCACAGUUAGAGGAUUCCAUUGGUGCUGUGUCCUGGCUCCUCCAUGUCACUGCCUCAGCCGACGAAUUGUGCUUAAUUUGGAAACAUAUAGCGAUUUUGUGCACUGGUUCGAUCAGUGAUCAAACUGCUGCUGCUGCAUCAUUAGUUUCGCUGGCUAAAGACAAUGAUCAGAAUGGAAAAUUGAUUAUUGAAGAAGGUGGAGUAGGACCACUGAUAAAAUUUUUGAAGGAAGGAACAUUGGAGGGUCAGGAGAAAGCUGCAAAGGCAAUUGGAUUACUAGGACGUGACUCUGAAAGCGUUGAACACAUAGCGCAUGCUGGGGUGUGCGCGGUGUUUGUGAAAAUCCUCAAAGAAGGUCAAAUGAAAGUUCAGGCAAUGGUGGCUUGGGCAGUUUCUGAACUUGUUGCACAUCACCCCAAAUGUCAAGAUAUUUUUCAUCAACAUAACAUAAUCAGAUUACUUGUUAGCCAUAUCGCGUUUGAGACAGUCCAGGAGCAUAGCAAGUACGCUAUUGUUAGCAAAGCCACGUCGACUGAUGAUGUUCAUUUAGCUAAUAAUCUUACUAGUACGUACAAGGUGAAUGAAGAUGAUGAUAAUAACUACAUUGCACACCCUUUAGGAAAUAAGAAGCAUACUCAGAUGCACAAUGUGGUUACUACCACUACUCUAAUGAAGGGCCAAAUGAAACCGUCUCAGCAGAUUCCGGUCAAUGGUGCAAACAGUAACCAUCAACAGCAGCAGAGUCUUUCUUCUACAAGGGUCAGUAAUGAAGGGAGAGAAUCGGAGGACCCUACUACUAAGGCCUAUAUGAAGGCAAUGUCUGCAAGAGCUUUAUCGAAACUGGCCAAGGGAAACUCACCUAUUUGCCAUAGCAUUACUGAAUCAAGAGCACUGCUUUGUUUUGCAGUACUCUUGGAGAAAGGAGACGAAAAUGUUCAGUACAAUUCUGCUAUGGCAGUAAUGGAAAUUACAGCUGUGGCCGAGCAAGAUUCUGAUUUGAGAAAGUCGGCAUUCAAGCCUAAUUCGCCUGCUUGCAAAGCUGUUGUUGAACAACUGCUGAGAAUCAUCAAAAGAGAGGAUUUGAAUCUGCUUAUUAUUCCUUGCAUUCGAGCAAUUGGGAAUUUGGCAAGGAUUUUUCGAGCUACAGAGACGAGGAUGAUUAGCCCAUUAGUAAAGCUUCUAGUUAAACGAGAAGCAGAGAUCUCAAAUGAAGCAGCCAUUGCCCUCACAAAAUUUUCUUGCAAAGAUAACUACCUUCACCUGGAUCAUUGCAAAGCAAUCAUAAGCGCUGGAGGUGCAAGACAUUUGGUUCAACUUGUUUCCUUUGGUGAACAAAUAGUUAAGAGCUCUGCAUUGCUUCUGCUGUGCUACAUUGCAUUGCACGUCCCUGAUAGCGACGAGUUAGCUCAAACCGAGGUGCUUUCAGUGCUCAAAUGGGCAUCAAAGCAGGCAUUUUUGAAUCAAGAUGAAAAGGUGAAGACAUUGUUGCAGGAAUCCACAAGCAGGCUGGAACUCUUAUCAAUCGAGAAGAGGAUCAAGGGGAUUCCAUUGAUUGCAUCAACAACUUACUGUGCAUAAUUUGUAUGUGUUUUUCUAAUUUAAGCAAUUGAGGUGCCUGAUAGGUACAAGUCUAAGUUAUGGGGUCCAAGUGAAAUUUCGAAACAAGUUUAAGGGCGUAUCGAUAACUUAAGUCAGAUCUUUUAAAACCAA